Jaculus jaculus (lesser Egyptian jerboa) is the source of this 3774-nucleotide messenger RNA. It is a transcript of the gene Ddx11, whose product is annotated as DEAD/H-box helicase 11. Bases 245 to 2971 code for a protein of 908 amino acids. Gene Ontology annotation, biological process: nucleobase-containing compound metabolic process; establishment of sister chromatid cohesion. The record is from RefSeq and is a predicted model, not a curated record. The transcript has 27 exons. Lineage: Eukaryota; Metazoa; Chordata; Mammalia; Rodentia; Dipodidae. Gene Ontology annotation, cellular component: nucleus. Gene Ontology annotation, molecular function: hydrolase activity, acting on acid anhydrides, in phosphorus-containing anhydrides; DNA binding; ATP binding.
UCCGCGCUGACGUUCACCGUUGAGCGGCGAUUCAAAUUCAGCCAUGGCUGCCUGUCCUUGAUGUGUUGCGGGUCUUACUUCAGAGAGGGGCCCUUGAAGAGAGCGAGGUCGGUGCUGCUCGGUGGCGGAGCAGAGCGGAGCGCGAGGGAAGCCCGACGACAAAAGAGGUCGAUCCCUGCGAAGACCCGAACUCCUCAGCCUGCCCGCGGCGCGCGCCCCGGGACGCGAGGGAGCCCGGAAGACAAUGAGCAAUGAAGGCCAGGAGGUUGGUGGCAUCCAUUUCCCUUUUCCAUUCCCUCCAUAUUCUAUCCAGAAGAAAUUCAUGGCAGAGCUGUACCAGGUUUUGGAGGCUGGCAAGAUUGGGAUAUUUGAGAGUCCAACUGGCACGGGAAAGUCCUUAAGUCUUAUUUGUGGGGCCCUCUCCUGGCUCCGUGACUUUGAACAGAAGAAAUUGCAAGCAGAGACAUGUCUCCUUGCAUCUGGAGCUAACCCCUCAUGUGGUGUGAAAGACCUGCACCGAUCUCCCUCAUCUUCCUGCCAAGAACCCUGCAACACCCCCCAGGCUGCUGGGGAACCUGACUGGGUCACCCAGUAUGUACAGAAGAAAGAAGAGAGGGACCUGAUGGAGAGAUUGAAGGAGGAGCAGGUGAAGCGAAGGCAGCGAGAGGAGCGUCUGCAGCAGAUCAGCCAUGACACGAGGAUCAGGCAUGCAGCCAAGCGCCAGAGGCGGGAAGAAGAGGAGACCGAGGCUCUGCUGCGCCUCAGCAGGGAGAUGCUGGCUGAGGGAGCAGGGGCCGAGCAGCAGGAAGAGCUGGAGUCUGGGGAGGAGCAGCUGCUCCUGGCCGAAUAUGAAAGCGACGAGGAGCGGAGAACCGGCAGAGGGGAUGAAGGUGACUUGGAGGAGGAGCAUGUGACUAAGAUUUAUUACUGUAGUCGGACCCACUCACAGCUGGCUCAGUUUGUGCAUGAAGUGCAGAAGAGCCCUUUUGGCAAAGAAACCCGGCUAGUCUCCCUUGGCUCCCGGCAGAACCUUUGUGUGAAUGAACAAGUGAAGAACCUGGGCUCCGUGCAGCUUAUCAACGACCGUUGCAUGGAGAUGCAGAGAAGCAAACACGAGAAGAAGAACAGAGCUGAGGAAGACAGGCCAAAGAAGAGGAGGCAAGAGAGCCAGGCCACCUGCCCUUUCUACAACCAUGAACAGAUGCAGCUUCUCCGGGAUGAGAUCCUGGUGGAGGUGAAGGACAUGGAGCAGCUCGUGACCCUUGGGAAGGAGGCGUGCGCCUGCCCCUAUUUUGGGAGCCGCCUUGCCAUCCCUGCAGCCCAGCUGGUCGUGCUGCCCUACCCGAUGCUGCUGCACGCAGCCACCCGACAGGCUGCAGGCAUCCGGCUGCAGGGCCAGGUGGUCAUCAUCGAUGAGGCACACAACCUGAUCGACACCAUCACGGGCAUCCACAGUGCUGAGGUCAGCGGUUCCCAGCUGUGCCAGGCCCAUUCCCAGUUGCUCCAGUACAUGGAACGUUAUAGGAAGCGCUUGAAGGCCAAGAACCUGAUGUAUAUUAAGCAGAUCCUGUACCUGCUGGAGAAGUUUGUGGCUAUUUUGGGAGGGAACAUUAAGCAAAAUCCCAGUACACAGAGCAUCUCCCGGACAGGGACUGAGCUGAAGAGCAUCAAUGACUUCCUCUUUCAGAGCCAGGUGGACAACAUCAACCUCUUCAAGGUGCAGCGGUACUGCGAGAAGAGUAUGAUCAGCAGAAAGCUCUUUGGCUUCACAGAACGCUAUGGGGUUGUCGUUCCAGCCUUUCCAUCCCCCAAGGAACAUUCCAGACUGUCUGGCUUUCAGCACUUUCUGCAAAGUCUGCAGCCCGGUGCCAUUGGGGCUCCUGAAGACCCUGUAGGGGAGGACCAGCCCAGUGCUCCACGGCCUGCAUCCCCACUGAUGCACAUUGAAGGCUUCCUUGCAGCUCUCACCACUGCCAACCAGGAUGGCAGGGUCGUCCUGAGCCGCCAAGGCAGCCUUGCUCAGAGCAGCCUCAAAUUUCUGCUCCUGAAUCCAGCUGUGCACUUUGCCCAGGUGGUAAAGGAAUGCCGCGCAGUGGUCAUCGCCGGCGGCACCAUGCAGCCGGUAUCUGAUUUUCGGGACCAGCUGCUGGCAUGUGCUGGGGUGGAAGUGGAACGAGUGGUGGAGUUUUCCUGUGGUCACGUGAUCCCUCCAGACAACAUCCUGCCCCUUAUCAUCUGCAGCGGACCCUCCAACCAGCAGCUGGAAUUCACAUAUCAGAAAAGAGAAUUGCCUCAAAUGAUGGAUGAGGUGGGCCGAAUUCUCUGUAACCUGUGCAACGUGGUUCCUGGAGGGGUGGUGUGUUUCUUCCCCUCCUAUGAGUACCAGCGCCAGGUCCAUGCCCACUGGGAGAAGAGUGGUCUGCUCACACGCCUUGCUGUCAAGAAGGUGAUAUUCCAGGAGCCCAAGAAAGCAAGCCAGGUGGAGCAGGUGCUGAUGGCGUACUCCAAGUGCAUUAUGCGCUGCAGCCAGGCAGGAGGCGCUCUGACAGGGGCCCUGCUCCUCUCUGUUGUUGGAGGGAAGAUGAGUGAGGGGAUCAACUUCUCCGACGACCUGGGCCGCUGUGUGGUGAUGGUGGGCAUGCCCUACCCCAACAUCAAGUCUCCAGAACUACAAGAAAAGAUGGCCUACUUGGAUCAGACCCUUCCUAGGAUUCCAGGUCAGGUUCCUGCAGGGAGGGCACUCGUAGAAAAUCUGUGUAUGAAGGCUGUCAACCAGUCCAUCGGCAGGGCCAUUCGGCACCAGAGGGACUUUGCCAGCAUUGUGCUGUUGGAUCAGCGGUAUGCCCGCCCUCCUGUCCUGGCUAAAUUGCCAGCCUGGAUUCGAGACCGUGUGGAGGUUAAGACCACCUUUGGCUCUGCCUUUGCUGCUAUGCGGAAGUUUCAUCGAGAGAAGUCUUCUGGCCCUGUCUGAUGGCUGGACCCACCUCUAUCUGUCACAGGCUGAGCUUUUAUCCCUCCCUUGUGACCUGCCUGUGGUCUUGUUCCUAAGAAGGUUCAAGCCACAUGCAGAGUGCUGAGGCCAUGGCUGCUAGGCCCAGGUUUGCAGAGAAAAGCCAACAGAAUAAAAUCUGGAUCAUAGUGAAGAAACUGUGUGUCCUGGCUAGGCCCAUUCAACUUGCUGCCUGGUCUUCAUGGGGCACCGGGGAAGCAUUAGCCUCUGUCCUUGUCAGAGGUGAGGUCCACCCUGCCACUAUCCUUUCUAGGUAAAAUGUGCUGUUCUGAACAGUUUACCCUGACAUCUCCAUUCCCAGGUGCUUGGCAUCCACAGGGAUCCCUCACCCCCACCACCUCAUGUUCUAAUUGUAAGCCUGACCCUGUUGUGUUAUUUGGCCUUCCAAGGAGUUGGGCUUCUCUACCUUGGCUCCACAUCCUACCUCAUACUAGUAGCACCUCAUUCCCUUAGUACCUGAGCAAAUGCUAAUGCUAACACACCCACAUGACAUCAGCCAUUACACCAAGGGUUAUGAUUCUCAGCAUGACUACAUUUAGAGUUCCUGUGUCUGUAACAAGAAUUUAUUUUGUUGUGGAAAAGUAUAUCUCCACCUGGAGGAGUAAUCCCUAAUUGGCCAGUAUCCCAGAGAUCGUAAAGAUUCCCUUGGCCAUCCUGCCUUGUUGCUUGAUACCACCUGAACAGAAUGGUCAUACUCAGCAGGAGCUGCCCUCUGCACCUGGCAAGGCAACAUCCCUUUAUUAAAGGUGCACUCUCUUCUUGGA